Molecule: messenger RNA, 1148 nt
Organism: Jatropha curcas
Lineage: Eukaryota; Viridiplantae; Streptophyta; Magnoliopsida; Malpighiales; Euphorbiaceae
Gene: GUN4
Product: protein GENOMES UNCOUPLED 4
Biological process (GO): chloroplast-nucleus signaling pathway
Cellular component (GO): chloroplast
Molecular function (GO): tetrapyrrole binding
Source: RefSeq, a predicted model, not a curated record
CUUCAAAAUUUCCUUAUCUCCCCCAUCCUUUCUCUACUACUCUUUAAUGAACUCCUAACUUCUCCACCUCUCUCUCAAAAUGGCCACUAACCCUCUUCAGUCCCUCCACCAUCCUCACCACCACCACCACCACCACCAACACAAGCUCCAACCUUUAGACUCCACUCCUAUCUCCUCCCUUUUCCUCAAACCCACCACCACUAAUCCUCCCUUCUCCCUCUCCCACUCCAUACACUCCUCCUCCUCCACUGCCACUUUUUCUAUCUCCCCCACAACAACUACCACCACUUCAACUUCCCAAACCUUUUCUUUAGACCUCCUCCAGCACCAUCUCUCCACCCAAAACUUCAGGCAAGCAGACGAGGAAACUCGCCGCCUUCUAAUAAUUCUUGCAGGCGAAGCAGCUCAGAAACGUGGUUAUGUCUUCUUCUCUGAAGUUCAAUUCAUUUCAGAGGAAGACCUUAAAGCGAUUGAUGAGCUAUGGAAGAAAUACAGUGACAAUAAGUUUGGUUACAGUAUUCAAAAGCAAAUAUGGCUAAAAAAGGCUGAUAAAGACUUCUCCAAGUUCUUCCUCAAAGUGGGUUGGAUGAAAAAGCUUGACACUGAAGUUGAGCAAUAUAAUUACAGAGCUUUCCCUAAUGAGUUUAUUUGGGAACUUAAUGAUGAUACUCCUCAAGGGCAUUUGCCAUUGACUAAUGCACUUAGAGGAACUCAGCUACUUAAUAGCAUUCUUAACCAUCCUGCCUUUGAUUGUGAAGAAGAAGGAGCAGAAGAAGAAGGUGGGAAAGAAGAUAAAAGAAAUGGAGAAGUCAAGGAAAUGAGACAGAAUUCAAAACCAUUAAGUAAGAAAUUCCUUAAACCAGAUUAUAGCUUUUGAAUGUUGAAUUGGAAAAUUCAGGUAUAUACCCAAUGUAGAGGAACAAAAAAUGGGAUUUGGGUUUUUAUUUGAUGUGUAUUAAAAUUAAUUAAGUUUUGUUGAUUAAUUGCAUCUUAUUUUUCUUUUUUUUUUUUAAUUUUUUAUGAUAUGAUAAUUCUGUCUUUUUUACUUUGGCUCUAAUGGAAAGUGGAGUGCAAAUUGGUAGUGUUAAAUGUUUAUUCAAUGAUAUGAUCAUUAUAGGAGAAAUCAAAGUGUUAUCUUUAAUAAAGCA